CAGCCCUCGCCUCGAGGAUGGCGGGAUCAGGCUGUCUCCCGGCAGCCUCCGACCCGGAAGUGGCCGGCCGCGCGAGGCCCCCGUUGCCCAGCGCGGGCGCCGGGGGCGGAGCUCGGCACCGACGGGGACCGGGCGUCCGCGGCUGGGGCUCCGCGAGGUGGGGGCCGUCCCGGGCGCAGGCAGGCGGCCGCGAUCUCCGCGGGACACCUUCCGCCGCGGCCCGAGGCGGCGGCGACAUGAGCGCCGCGGGGCUGCUGGCUCCGGCGCCCGCCCCGGCUGCAGCGCCGCCCGCCCCGGAGUACUACCCCGAGGACGACGAGGAGCUGGAGAGCGCCGAGGACGACGAGCGCAGCUGCCGGGGCCGCGAGUCCGACGAAGACACCGAGGACGCGAGCGAGACAGACCUGGCGAAGCACGAUGAGGAAGACUACGUGGAGAUGAAGGAACAGAUGUACCAGGACAAACUGGCGUCUUUGAAGAGGCAACUGCAGCAGCUACAGGAAGGUACCUUGCAGGAAUACCAGAAGAGGAUGAAGAAGCUGGACCAACAGUACAGAGAGAGGAUCCGCAACGCAGAACUCUUCCUCCAGCUGGAAACUGAACAGGUGGAAAGGAACUAUAUUAAAGAGAAGAAGGCAGCGGUAAAGGAGUUUGAAGACAAGAAGGUGGAGUUGAAGGAGAACCUGAUCGCUGAGCUCGAGGAGAAGAAGAAGAUGAUUGAGAACGAGAAGCUCACGAUGGAGCUGACCGGAGAUUCUAUGGAAGUGAAACCCAUCAUGACCAGGAAAUUGCGGAGGCGACCAAAUGAUCCUGUCCCCAUUCCAGACAAGAGGAGAAAACCAGCUCCUGCCCAGCUAAACUAUUUGUUAACGGAUGAGCAGAUCAUGGAGGAUCUGAGAACGUUAAACAAGCUUAAGUCACCCAAGAGACCAGCUUCCCCGUCCUCUCCUGAACACUUGCCUGCUACGCCUGCAGAGUCUCCAGCCCAGAGAUUUGAAGCUCGGAUAGAAGAUGGCAAGCUGUACUAUGAUAAAAGAUGGUACCACAAGAGCCAAGCCAUCUACCUAGAAUCAAAGGACAACCAGAAACUGAGUUGUGUCAUCAGCUCGGUGGGAGCCAAUGAGAUCUGGGUGAGGAAGACCAGCGACAGUACCAAGAUGAGGAUCUACCUGGGCCAGCUGCAGCGUGGGCUCUUUGUGAUCCGCCGGCGAAAAUUCUUAACUUACCGGGACUAGCUACUUGGCCUGGGACAUGGAGAGCACUGUGGAAUCGUCAAGGCACUGACUCACAUGGCCGGCCACUUCCGUGUCUGUACCGUUCUUUCCUGCCUCGGCUCCUUCCAGACUCAGUCAGCAGAGACUUACUUUCAGGAGUGUUGGGGGCCUCAUCCACUUUCCUUUUAAGUCCUUAAUUUUUAUUUUAUUAUUUUUUUGUUUGUUUUUGUUUUUACUUGAUCCUUUUUUUUUUUUUUAAACCCUCCUUUGAGUUCGAAGGGGAGUCCCUUUUAAUAAGUAUCUUGAGGUCUUUCUCCCAAGAAGAGCAGUGUGUUCUCCUGUCUGAAUCUGAUGGGUGGAUUGUGUGCCUGCUCCCCUUGUUAGGCCCAGAAGUGUGGGGCGGCAGAGUUCUCUUUCCUCUGUCUUCUUGGAGAAAUAAACGAUGUGUGACAUCUCACCCGCCUUGCGCUUCUCGGUGGCCGAGCGACGGAGCUCCAGCCCUCACUCCAGGGACUGCAUCCAAUGGAUGGGGCUGGGAGAGGGACCGUCGCCCGUUCCUAACGCUGGAGUUGCCACUCUCUGAAUGUUCUUGAAUGCACAUGAUUUAUUUAGACAGCCUGUCCUUGCUCAGGGUGGAGGAAGUGGUAAUUUCAGAAGUUUCCGUUUGUAAUUCCUCUCUCCAGCUCCCAAUGACCAGAAGGACGAUCGCGUGCCGCACCGUGGUCUGGGUUUUCUCAGCUAGUUUACGUGGCAAGGGUGGGUGUUGCAGUAACCAGUCUGUUGUUGCUGGACCCACCACAGAGCCCCCAACCUCCCCUGGAGCCUGCCCAUGUUGGUGACAGGGAGAGCAGAGCGCUUUCAUGCCGCAGCCACCGAGUCUGUGUGCUUUCUCUUGAGAAGCCACCUGUCACGGCCCCCUGUUCCUCCCCGGCCCUUCUGUUGGAGAAAUGACUCACAGACAGGGCAGGGGAUGCUUUCUGCUCUAGCUGUCAUGUGUGAAGAGGCAGGUCAGAACAACUGUCACCAUCUCUCUGGACUUCCAAUAGGCUGUCCAUAUUUUAGAAUCCCUGCCCCUCUCCCGACAGGAUUUCUGUGUGCAGCCCUGGCUGUCCAGCUACUCACUCUGUAGACCAGGCUGGUCUUGAACUCAGAGAUCUGCCUGCCUCUGUCUCUUUAAUUUUGGGAUUAAAGGCGUGCGCCACCACUGCCUGGCUUUUAGGAAUCUUUACGAGUAAUCUGUUUGCUCUUAGUCCCUUGGACUCCGCUCAAGUUGACUCUCCAUGUAGAUAGCCACAGUGGUUGUGACUUGUUAAGGAAAGACUUGUAUAGACCUAUUGUUUUAAUUUAUAUCCAUUCUCUCAUUGGAAUUUUUAAGAAACCAUGAUAAACGAUGAUGUUUAUUAAUUAAAACUUGCCAAGUGGUC
Molecule: messenger RNA, 2638 nt
Organism: Phodopus roborovskii (desert hamster)
Lineage: Eukaryota; Metazoa; Chordata; Mammalia; Rodentia; Cricetidae
Gene: Suds3
Product: SDS3 homolog, SIN3A corepressor complex component
Exons: 13
Coding region: 18-1235 (405 amino acids)
Biological process (GO): negative regulation of transcription by RNA polymerase II
Cellular component (GO): Sin3-type complex
Molecular function (GO): histone deacetylase binding
Source: RefSeq, a predicted model, not a curated record